Drosophila virilis is the source of this 522-nucleotide messenger RNA. The record is from RefSeq and is a predicted model, not a curated record. Lineage: Eukaryota; Metazoa; Arthropoda; Insecta; Diptera; Drosophilidae.
UAGCCCCAAUUAGUUCGUGUUUAAUUAUGAACACUAAUAUUAAUUACUUGGCUCUAUUAUUUCUGGCCUGCUCUGCAGCCAUGAAAGCUGAUAACAAUACUCCGCUCGAGGGCAUGGACGAGGAAAUGGAGGACUUGCUGCGAGAGGAAGCUAUUGAACUGCUCAAGGAAAGCCUCUCCAUAAUAUCCCAAGAGCAUGCAGCUAGCUACGAGUAACACGACUGUCGCCAAAGUGAUCUCCGUCCAGAAACAAUAUGUCUCGGGCGCCGUCACCAUCUUUGUCGGGCAACUGACCGACGGUAAAACUAACAAACAAUGCGUUAUCACCACCUGGGAGGGUUAUCCCAAUAAUAUCAAAAUCAAAUGCGAAGGCGACGAUGCCGAACUCAGCUUCACUCUUUGAAAUAAUCCUGUGCAUAAUCUCGGCAAAUAUUUACAUUAUUUCAAAUAAAUGCUUAGCGCAGAUCACAGAGUUCUUUACCAAUAAAUAUUAUCUCUAUUUAUAAAAGAUUUUUAUCUCGAA